GUGGGGAUGGCAGAACCAGCAAGAACUUCAACAAAUUCAGACGGAAUUUCCCGACGAAAGCUCGGUCUUGCAGAAAUCGGCCGUUUCACAACUGGCGGCCGUCCCCUUCUCUUCCUAGAGGAAGUUCUUUCUAACUUUCGAUAUCCUUUGACUAAAGUGCUUUCAGACCUGGCACGAAGUAGAACGAGGGACACAACCCUGACGGGCCAUGGCUGAUAAGAACACCAAGAAAAAUCCAUUUAAGGCUUUGGAAUUACUGGGAAAGGAUGCACUCAACAGUGUUUUAGAUGAUUUCAUGGAAAAGAAUAUACUGAAGUUGGAGGAAGAUGAACGAGAGAAGUACCGUGAAGCUCAAGCUGAAGCCAAACCUGAACCAAGAGCUAAGGUACUGAUAAAUUCUCUUACUCGGAAAGUCCGCUAUGCAGGGCAAGUGUUGACUGAAAGCCUGCUUAAGGAAGAUGAAGAGGAUUACGAUGAUAAGUCACUACCUUCCGCUUCUGCAGCAAGCCAGGCCAUGUCAGCUGAGCCUGUGGGUACAUUCAAGCUAUGUUCUCCAGAAGAGUUCCAAAGGCUGAGCAAAGAGAGGAAAACACAGAUAUACCCAGUGAAGGAGAAGGAAGGCCGUACACGGUUGGCCCUCAUCAUCUGUAACAUAGAAUUUGAACAUCUCUCUGAGAGGACUGGAGCUGAACUUGACAUUGAAAGGAUGAAAAUCCUUCUUGAAGAACUAGGAUACAGUGUAGAUGUCCAAAAGAACCUCACAUCUUUGGAAAUGGAGUCAGCCCUGAGAGAGUUUGCUGCUCGCCCCGAGCACAAAUCAUCUGAUAGCACUUUUGUUGUGCUCAUGUCUCAUGGUCUUCUUGAUAGAAUUUGUGGGAAAUAUCAUCAUAUUGAUAAACCAGAUGUGCUUGCUUAUGACACCAUAUUCACAAUUCUAAACACCAAGAAUUGUGUCAAUCUGAAAGACAAACCCAAGGUCAUCAUAAUCCAGGCUUGUCGUGGGGUGAAACGUGGGGAUAUGUGGGUGAGUGAUGCUCCAGAAAUUGCUGAAGACAGCCUAAGUCAACUGCAAGUCUUUGAGGAUGACUCUGUCCAGAAGACCCAUAUAGAAAAGGACUUUAUUACUUUCUGCUCCUCAACGCCACAUAAUGUUUCUUGGAGAGACAUUGAAAAUGGCUCCAUCUUCAUUACAGAGCUCAUCCGUUCUUUCCGACAAUAUUCUUGGUGUUACCACAUAGAAGAAAUCUUCCGAGAGGUUCAGAAUGCAUUUGAAAUUCCCAAAGCUAAGGUCCAAAUGCCCACCAUUGAAAGACAGUCCAUGACAAGAUAUUUUUACCUCUUCCCAGGCAUUUAAACCUAGAAAAUCCAAGUAGCUGGGACUUUUGGUAUCCACUUAUUUCAGAACAACAUUUCCUGAUGCAACUAGGAUUGGAAAGAACUGAUUUGUUGGGAAUACACACACACACACACACACACACGUAAUAUUUAUCAUAAAGGUCUGAUAUCCAAGAUAUGUAGGCAACUAAUAGAAAUAUAUGAGACCAAAAGAUAUUGCCCUUCAAAUAUCAAAUAACUGGUUAAGCUGUUCUCCUACA
Trichosurus vulpecula (common brushtail) is the source of this 1595-nucleotide messenger RNA. RefSeq names its product caspase 4 (gene CASP4). Gene Ontology annotation, biological process: proteolysis; regulation of apoptotic process. Lineage: Eukaryota; Metazoa; Chordata; Mammalia; Diprotodontia; Phalangeridae. The record is from RefSeq and is a predicted model, not a curated record. Gene Ontology annotation, molecular function: cysteine-type endopeptidase activity. The transcript is spliced from 9 exons. The coding region runs from base 209 to 1354 and encodes 381 amino acids.